Penicillium malachiteum is the source of this 1257-nucleotide messenger RNA. Its product is annotated as DUF2461 domain-containing protein. The coding region runs from base 1 to 1257 and encodes 418 amino acids. Lineage: Eukaryota; Fungi; Ascomycota; Eurotiomycetes; Eurotiales; Aspergillaceae. The record is from RefSeq and is a predicted model, not a curated record. The transcript has 8 exons.
AUGCCACGACGAUCUUCUCGGCCCGGGCCCACAGAAGCCCCAGGGUCCGCGAAAUCCGCACCAAAACGACGCGCUUCAGCACGACUCUCCGCCACACCAAGCGAAGUGAAAAGAGUCAAGUCAAACAGUGCGCUCUCUGCGAAAUCCACUAGCAAGAAAAGCAAGUAUUUCAAACCCGAGAGCUCCGCGGAACCGGAGGAAUCACCAAGUGAGAGUGAGACGGGCGGGGACUCGGAUUCAGGCUCCGCUUACGAAGAGAAGGAAUCGGGAUCGGAAUCUUCGCCGACUCCGGAGAGUGAAGUAGAGGAAGAAGCAGAGAGUGAAUCCGCACUUGAGAGCGACGGAGAAGAGGAGAGCUCGAAACCAAAGACCAAGUCCAAACAGACUCAGCGACGAGGCCGCGCGGAUUCGGGUUCAACCGGCGCGCCGAAGGCUAAGGAGCUCUGGCGUGUAGGCGUGCGCACAGGUCUAGAACCUGGAGAGGAGGUAAUCUUCACUAAACCCAAGGCCCGAGGUACCGGUGGUAUCCCGUAUGAAGAUGAGACGCUCCACCCAAAUACGAAGCUGUUCCUGCAGGAUCUGGCAGAGAAUAAUGACCGGCAAUGGCUGAAAGCGCAUGAUGCCGAUUUCCGCGCGGCAAAGAAGGACUUCGAGACCUUUGUGGAGACGUUGAGUGGCAAGAUCACCGAAGUGGAUGAGACUAUCCCAGAGCUUCCCAUGAAGGAUUUGAUCUUUCGUAUCCACCGUGAUGUCCGCUUUAGCAAGAACCCGCUUCCAUACAAGAUUCAUUUCUCGGCUGCAUGGUCCCGCACUGGCAAAAAAGGCCCAUACGCAGCGUACUAUGUCCACUUCCAGCCUGGCUCCAGUUUUGUUGGUUGCGGCCUCUGGAACCCAGAGGCUGAUGCACUAGCAUCACUUCGAGAGGACAUCGAUCAAAACGUGGAUCAAUGGAAAGAGGUACUUCGAGCGCCCGACAUGCGCCGCGAGUUUCUGGGAGGAGUUGGCGAUGAUGACGUUGCUGCUGUUAAGGCAUUUGCUCAUCAUAAUAAGGAGUCAGCCCUGAAGACCAAGCCCAAGGGCUGGGAAUCAACUCACCAUAGUAUUGAGUUACUCCGUCUACGCAGUUUUACAAUUGGACGACCGAUUACGGACGACGACUUCAUGGCAGCAGAUGUACAAGAACGGAUCGUCAGUUUGAUUGGAGUAAUGGAGCCCUUCGUGACGUAUAUCAACAGUGUUGUUAUGCCCGAUCAGUAA